Molecule: messenger RNA, 981 nt
Organism: Photinus pyralis (common eastern firefly)
Lineage: Eukaryota; Metazoa; Arthropoda; Insecta; Coleoptera; Lampyridae
Exons: 3
Coding region: 247-573 (108 amino acids)
Source: RefSeq, a predicted model, not a curated record
AUAAAAAGCCAAAAGGAGUGUGUGUCUCUUAAGGGGUAACAAAAACUUUGUCAUAGCAUAGGAAAAAUCGUUAGCAAGCAUUUCUUAACUAUGACUAUAAAAUUUCGAAAACUCUGCAAACUUAUCUGGUUAAGUAACCCUCGUUUCAAAAUAAAACACUGAACUAUUAAAGGUCAGUAAGUUAUCAAAAUUAGUUAAGGCGAACGUUUUUGCUACAGUGUGAACAGAACAGAGUGCGUAAAUGCAAUGCAAUUCUUCUGGUUGUUAGUAAUUUUUGGAUUCAGUUCUUGCACCUCCGGAUGGCCAAUUUCCGAAUCGAGCAAUCACAGUAUACCUCACGAAGGGCAUUGCUUUAGCUUACGCCCCGGUGUUGGUUCAAUGAAAAAGGGCGAGUUUAAGACUCUAUCACACGUGUGUAUUCUGGCAAUGUGUGAUGAUGAUAAAGAUGGUACAAUCUACUAUAACGCUUGCUAUAGAAAACCUUUACCACCAUACUGCGUUUCUCUAAAAGGAGAAUCUUCGAAACCUUACCCUCAAUGCUGCCCUUACGUAAAUUGUAAAUCACUAUUUUGAUUUGAUAUUAUAAUUAAUUGGACGACAAGAAUGUACCGAGUAAGUUGGAGUACUCAUGGCUACAUUUUAUGGAGAUCCAAAACGCAAAUCAUUCCCCAUAAAACUUUAAUUGUUGUAAAAUUCAAAUUUUGCGUUUUGGAUCUCCAUUAACGAUUGACUCCAUUGUGAGAAAACUAAGAUCAAGAUGGACCUCAACAAUUAGGCUACAUUUAUAGAUAAAUAUUCGUCGAUGAGCAAGAAAUGUUAAUGUUAAUAGUCGCCGGAUCUGUACCAGUUGUAGGUUAUACGAGAAAACUUUAGUAUUAUACUACCUACUUAUAUAGCAGUUGUAGAAGUAUAGAUAUAAAUUUACACUGAACAUUGCACUAUAUAGUGUGUUCUAUCUACAAUAGACCAUUUUUAAACCUU